Molecule: messenger RNA, 4945 nt
Organism: Mytilus trossulus (common blue mussel)
Lineage: Eukaryota; Metazoa; Mollusca; Bivalvia; Mytilida; Mytilidae
Product: ER degradation-enhancing alpha-mannosidase-like protein 1
Exons: 12
Coding region: 80-1786 (568 amino acids)
Biological process (GO): carbohydrate metabolic process; mannose trimming involved in glycoprotein ERAD pathway; endoplasmic reticulum mannose trimming
Cellular component (GO): endoplasmic reticulum; membrane
Molecular function (GO): mannosyl-oligosaccharide 1,2-alpha-mannosidase activity; calcium ion binding
Source: RefSeq, a predicted model, not a curated record
CCGGAAUUAGUUGCUCGGCACUUCCUGUUGAUGUUGAUGUUUUGAGUUUAGCAGACUGCUUUAUUGAAAGUGAUGGCAUAUGAUGAAAAACUGUCUAUUUGUCUACACGCUCUCCCUUUCCUUGGGUGUCGUCUUAAAUUUCUUUAAACUUGAUGACAAUUUUGAUUUUAAUGAAAAGAAAUAUGGUUAUUUCAACCAGUCUGAGAGAAUCGAACUUUUACAAGCAGCUAGAGAUAUGUUUCAUUUUGGUUAUGACAACUACAUGAAGUAUGCUUAUCCUGAAGAUGAGUUAGACCCAAUAGACUGUGAAGGGCGUGGACAUGACCAUGAUAACCCAUCCAACAUCAAUAUUAAUGAUGCCCUUGGUGACUAUAUGCUUAGUCUGGUUGAUACAUUGGAUACACUUGCGAUAAUGGGAAACAGCACAGAAUUUAAGAAUGCAGUACAGAUUGUGAUAGAUAAUCUUGUCUUCAAAUCAAACACAGUGCAAGUUUUUGAAGUGACAAUAAGAAUGUUAGGUGCCUUAUUGUCAGCCCAUCUUAUCAUCACUGACCCAGAACAGCCAUUUGGUAACAUGAGUAUACCUGGAUAUGAUAAUGAACUCUUAACCCUGGCUAAUGACCUUGGCACAAGGUUACUUCCAGCUUUUGAAAACACAAAGACAGGAAUCCCGUAUCCUAGGGUGAACUUAGAGAAUGGUGUGCCAGUUGACUGUGUCAAUACAACAUGUACAUCAGGGGCAGGAACUCUUGUCUUAGAAUUUGCUGUUUUGUCCAGAUUAUUGGGUGAUCCUAUAUAUGAAUCUUAUGCACGAAGAGCAGUUAGAAAUUUAUGGCAGCUUAAGUCUAAUGUUACAGGAUUGCUAGGAAGUGUUUUAAAUAUCCAGACAGGUGAAUGGACAGGAGAAAUGAGUGGUUUAGGAGCAGGUCAUGAUUCAUUUUAUGAAUAUCUUUUAAAGAGUUAUAUAUUAUUUGGAGAAGUAGAAGAUUUAGAAAUGUUUAAUGAAGCUUAUGAAACAAUAAAAUUCCAUUUACGUAGAGGGAGAUUAAAGUGUAACAAUGGUUCAGGUUAUCCCCCUUUAUAUGUUAAUGUACAUAUGAAAACAGGAGAUACUGUAAAUAAUUGGAUUGAUUCGCUGCAGGCAGCAUGGCCUGGUAUACAAGUUUUAAAUGGAGACAUUGAAGAAGCUAUAUGUUCCCAUGCCUUAUUUUAUUUUAUAUGGAAAAAGUAUGGAUUUUUACCAGAAAGAUACAACUGGAAUUUACGGGUACCAGAAGUUAUGUUUUAUCCACUGAGGCCAGAACUUAUUGAAUCCACAUACUUCCUUUAUCAAGCAACUAAAAAUCCAUUCUACCUCCAUGUUGGAAAGGAAAUCCUUCAAAAUAUUAAUACCUAUGCAAAAGCAGAAUGUGGUUAUUGUACAGUACAUGAUGUCAAUACAAAGGAACUAGAAGACAGAAUGGAAAGUUUCUUCCUUAGUGAAACUUGUAAAUAUCUGUACUUGUUAUUUGAUGAAGACAAUCAUUUAAACAAACAUGCUUCAAAAUAUGUGUUCACCACAGAAGGACAUGUUUUCCCUAUAGAUAAAAGGUUCAGAGUAAAACCAUGGGAGGAGGAUACACAGACUGAGGAGGAGAAAGAAAGUGUUCCUAAAGUGAUGAGUGUGGUGAAUGUAGCAGAUAAUUCUACUUUCAAUUGUGAUACCAUUCCAGAUGAUCGUAAACAUUUUCUACCACUAAGAAGUCCUUAUUUUGAACAGCUUCAGAGUGCCAUUGGUAUAGAUUGAUGUGUACAUGUUUAGGUCAUUUAAUUUAUUAACUGUCUAAGGAUAACCUUAGAAGGUAAAAACUCCUGCCAAUAUUUGAGUAUCGAAUAUUUUCUCUUUAAGUCAUGAAGAGCUUAACUUGACAGCACUGAACAUGAAUGGAUAUUUAAGCAAAUUAUGUUUCUUUAGAUCACUUGAGCUAAUUCCUUUUGUCUUUAGAUCUUGUUAUUGUAAAAUUUGGUUAAGCUUUCUUAUCUUUUGUAACUUAAUAUAAUGUUAUUAUAAGACAGGUGCUUGAUUUAUAUUAGUUAAAUUACAAAAUAAUAUUCACUCAUGUUUUAAUGCAAGUGUUCAGUUUAGACAGGUAUUUAGUUUCAUAGUGUUUGCCAAGGACAGGUCUCGCUGUAUUAAAAUUUAAAAUUUGAUGAGUGAUGCUUUAGUAAUGAAACUCAAGUAGACAUUAAGAGAAGAAAAAUGUUGGUUUCGAUUAUAGAAGUUUAUAUUUCUGAAUUUAUCCAUUAUAAUCUUCUUGAAAAGAAAUGUUCAUAUUUGUUUUUAUGCACUUAUUGUCAAAACACAACAGAUCUCAAAUAGUUUUCAUCAUUAUGCCUGAUUUGCUGAUAAAAAUGGAUAUUAACAGUGUGAAUAAAAGCAGGAAGAGAAAGUAUUUUUUUUUUAUUCUAUGAAAAAGUAUAUUGAAUAUAUAUUCUACUGCCCAAGUUCAUUUGAUUUAUGUUAUUGUUGAAACUUUUAAUUUGUGCUAUUUAUAGAUAAAUUUGUGAAUGAAAAAUCACAACAAUAUUAAUAAACAGGAAGGUAAAAUCAAACUCUGAUUUUUUAUCUAUUUAUUCAAGAUAUGUUUUAGUCACUUUAGUUUUUGCUAAAAUUUUGCUCUGGCUUUUAUUUUAUACUGAUGCGUGGUAGAAUUUUUUUUCAAAUUAUUUUUUUUGUUACAUAUUUUUCCAUCUUUGUCAAGUGGCUUUAACUUACAGGAAUAAAAUCACCAGUAAUUUCAUAUGCUUAACUGUGGAUGCAUUAAUUUUUUGUGGUUUUGAAAACAAUUUGUUAUGUAGAAUUUUUUUAUACUGGUUAAACUAACUCAAAAGUUUCUUGAGAAACUUGUUUUUUUUUAGUUUAUUUUUACAAAUCACUUACUAGUACAUCCACAAAAUUCACAAAAAAUAAGUACCCCAUAAAUGCGAUUGAAUCCACAAUAAACUGUUUUUUAUGUCUUGCCUGACCUUGUCCUUAAAUCUACAUCAUCAUUUAUAUAAUAUAUAGCUGAAUUGCAAAGAUUUAAAUGAAAAUCUGUUUUUCUGAGAUGUAUUAUGGAACUACUAUAUAGUGAAGGCUACUGUGUGAAUUUCUUUAUACAAGUCAACUUUUGACACUUUGUUAAUGGCUUGUUUACUACUUGCCAAAUUGAAUGCAAAUUUGUAAUAUAUAAGAAUUGAUGCAUAUUACAGGCUUUAUUAAAGACAGUUUAGUCCUGAGCUUCUCUGGUAAUUAUUAUUUUUUCAAUCUCAGCAAAACAUAUUCCAUGAUGUUGUUUGUAUAUAUAUCAGAUGUUUUAUUUUGAUAAAGGAAAAUAUAUUUUUAAACAGUAUUUCAAAAAAGUUCAGUAUUUAUAUGUAUGUUGUUAAUGGUUUAAGGUGGUACCAAACACCUGGAUUAAAAUUAAUUUGGCUCGUUUAAUUUUCAUAAGAUUUUGACUAAAUAUUUACUUUGACCCUUCGAAAUUAAAAAAAAAAAAUCAGAAAACUUGAAACGAUCACUAUCUCGGAAAAAAUUGGUUGGAUAGAUUGCAGUUUGACAAGCACUAAUUUUGAUCGUUUAGGAGCUUAAUAUUUCCUCAACAAUACAAUGUGAUUAAAACGUUUAGCUGAUUUUACAGAGGUAUCUCCCUGUAGUGUUAUAUACCACUUUUAUUAUAAUCUGAUACAAAAUUUUCUAAUGAACCAAAUAUAUGUUCCAUAGUAAUGGCAAUAAUUUAAGAAUCCUGUUUACUUUAGUUUUUCACAAAGUUGUGUAUUUGAAUUGACUUGUUUUAUGCAAGUCUGAUUUAUCCAGUAGUUCAUCCAUCAAGCAAGUCAAAUAUAUCAGUUGAAUAAUUUGUGAACUGCAAUCAAAAAAUUAUAGUGUAGAAAUUUAGUGUUAAUUUUUUUUUAUAAAUAUUUUGAUUAUUUGUUUAAUUUUCUUUAUGAGUAGUCACAAUUGCUAUCGAUACAAACUCCUUAAAUAGAUAAGGUAUAGUAGGAGUCAUUAUAUGGCUCCUUAUAUAGCAAAUGUAGUUUUUCUUUCCAUUUUUUGAGAAAUAAUGUUUGAAGAAUUGAAGGCUUCUUUUUGUAUUCUACUUUUGGUGUAAAUUUAUUAACUUCAACACAUUUCAUAAUUAAAAUGUGCACUAGAUCAACAGAAAUACAGCCCCAUAGAAUUUAAUUUUUAUUCCCUAUUUCAUCAUCUAUGUCUGGGCAUCUCUGUAUGAAUGAAUAACAAAUGUAUCAAUGACGAAGAUGAAAAAAGGCUGCAUACACUUUGUUCAAAUAUGUGUCACCAUUACUUUUUAUUAUACAGGUAGAGGUACACAAUAUAUUUUAUCUUUUUGGGAAGGCAAUUGGCCUAUAAUUGCUUACAUCACUACAUUUGAACUCAGGUAGAUGGUUGUCUCAUUGGCAAUCAAACUCCUUAUAUUUAUAGUAUUACCAUUAAGAUCAUGUGGCAUUAAACAACAACAUAUCAUUCAUAGAUCAUAUUUUGACAAAUUAUUCACUUCAUUAUUUCUACAGUUGAUCUAGUUCUGGUCAUUUUUUAUUGGUGAAUACAUUAAGUUUACCUGGCUAUCUCUUGUGGGAUUUUGUAUUCAUGGUUUGGCAUCAUCAAAGUAUACCCCAUAACAACAUUCAUUCAUAGGAAAAUUUUGAAGGUAAAUUAGUCAUAUUUGCUAUGUGUGGAGCCUUAUUUGAUUGUUGGUGUAUGGAAAUUUAAGCUACAGGUCAGGCUAUAAAUAACAAUGGGUAGUAAUUUCUUUCCUUUUAUAUUAGUUUUUUUCUAGGAACAGUUGUAUUUAUGAGUUUUAUAUAUUAUAAUAUGCCAAAAUCCUCAAAAUGCUGUAUUAAAAUAAGAUUUUUGGAAUACUAUAUACCAACAUGAAUUUGCUGCAGAUUUGUUUGUUAUUUAUAU